AUGUCGGCAUUCUCUGAUCCUCGACUUCACCCGCAUUGGGUACCGGUAGAUGGAACAUUAUCCAUGAAGUCUGGUAGACCAACAACACGCCAUGACUACGGUAAGGUCAACGAGAUAGGAUUCGGAGAUGAUGACACUGGAAAUCCUUCCGAAAAUUCGGACAACCAAGAUGGCGCUACCGCCAUUUCUACCGCCGUUUUCAGCCCAGUGAAAAAUAAGAAGGAUGAGACUUUGGCUCUUCUGCAAAGCCAGUUACAAUCGUUGGAUCAAGAAGAGGAGGAGUUGAGGAAGGAUGCAGAAAUUACAAAAUUGCAGAAAAGGAUCGAGCAGAAGAAAAAGUCAGUAGCAGAUUUACGAGUUUCUCACAUAAACCAACUCAGGAACCCGAAAGUGAAGAGGUGUCUAAGUCUGUCUGACUCUAUGGCUAAACAUGUAACUGACAUUCGUGAAACAGACAUACGGUCUUAUCCUGGGAUAACUAUUGGACAUUUAACUUCUAAGAUCAUGAAGGGUUCAAUAAAUUUAAAUUAUGAAAAUAUUGUUAUUCAUGUAGGUACUAAUGAUGUCAAUAACUUUUCUUCGGGUGAAAUUUCCUCUCUGUAUUCUAACUUAAUCACUGCGGUCAAGACCUUCACAGAUAGUUCUGUCACAAUAUACUUGUCCUCUAUCUUGCCUAGACCAGUAGAUUUCUCAGAAACAGGACCGAAAGUCAAAGAGAUAAAUUUAUCUCUUGAAGCCAUUUGUAAGGAUAGGAAGAUUAAGUUUCUAAAAUCUUUUCGUCCCUUUCUCAAAGCCAAUCAGCCUCGUAGAGAGCUUUACGCCAUCAAAGAUGGCGGCUUACAUCUAAAUUUAGAGGGUACUAGAAGGCUAAAGCAUUUUUUAUAAACACAGUAGCACAUAUGUAAACACUAUAUGAAUGGAAGGUUGUAAUAUAGUCUUGUUAGAAUUGUUACUCAGUUAUAAUUGUGUAUCUGUGUAUUCUGUAAGUUGUUCUA
Molecule: messenger RNA, 995 nt
Organism: Mercenaria mercenaria
Lineage: Eukaryota; Metazoa; Mollusca; Bivalvia; Venerida; Veneridae
Exons: 3
Coding region: 1-885 (294 amino acids)
Source: RefSeq, a predicted model, not a curated record